Humulus lupulus (European hop) is the source of this 726-nucleotide messenger RNA. Its product is annotated as flavonoid 3',5'-methyltransferase-like. Bases 1 to 726 code for a protein of 241 amino acids. The record is from RefSeq and is a predicted model, not a curated record. Lineage: Eukaryota; Viridiplantae; Streptophyta; Magnoliopsida; Rosales; Cannabaceae. Gene Ontology annotation, molecular function: O-methyltransferase activity; S-adenosylmethionine-dependent methyltransferase activity. The transcript is spliced from 5 exons.
AUGGCAGGUACACCAGAUAAGAUCAUCCUUAAAUCCCCAGCGCUUAUAGAGUACAUUUUUCAAACAAAUGCUUAUCCAAGAGAACACGAGCAAUUGAAGGAGUUGAGAGAAGCCACCGUAAAGAACUAUGAUAAAAUAAGUUUGAUGAGUGUACCAGUAGAUGAAGGGCAGCUUCUGUCGAUGCUUUUGAAAGUGAUGAAUGCAAAGAAGACUAUUGAAGUCGGAGUCUUUACUGGCUAUUCUCUUCUUACCACUGCUCUUGCUCUCCCUGCCCAUGGAAAUAUAAUAGCCAUUGAUACAAAUAGAGAAGCGUAUGAUUUUGGAAUGGAGUUUAUUAAAAAAGCUGGUGUUGAUCACAAAAUUAACUUCAUUCACUCUGAUGCUUCCUCUGUUCUUAAUGGUCUUAUCAACGAUGAGAAAGAAGUAGGGACAUUUGAUUUUGCAUUUGUGGAUGCUAACAAAGAGGAGUACGAGAAAUAUCACGAACAACUUGUAAAGCUAGUUAAGAUUGGUGGAGUAAUGGCAUAUGACAACACCUUAUGGUUUGGGUCAGUGGCAGAAACAUGUGAGGAAUUCAAGCAAAACAGUUAUGAUCAUCAUGAUUUGCUAAUGAAAAUCAGAAAUGUUAUACGAGAUUUCAAUACCUUCACAGCCAAUGAUCCUUGCAUCGAAUCAUCUCUUGUUUCUAUCGGAGAUGGACUUACCCUAUGCAGACGUCUCUAUUGA